Alternaria atra is the source of this 1542-nucleotide messenger RNA. RefSeq lists its product as uncharacterized. The transcript has 8 exons. Lineage: Eukaryota; Fungi; Ascomycota; Dothideomycetes; Pleosporales; Pleosporaceae. The record is from RefSeq and is a predicted model, not a curated record. Gene Ontology annotation, molecular function: oxidoreductase activity. The coding region runs from base 1 to 1542 and encodes 513 amino acids. Gene Ontology annotation, biological process: retrograde transport, endosome to Golgi. Gene Ontology annotation, cellular component: cytoplasm; late endosome.
AUGCCAGGCGUAGACCACAGAUGCAGCGGGGAGAACGCCAACGACGUUGUUAUCCUUGGCUGCGGUAUCAUCGGCUUGUGCACCGCGUACUACCUCACAGAAAGUGGAAACACGGAUCCAAAGAGCAUUCACUUGGUUGAUUCGAGUCCGGAGCUGUUCCAGUGCGCGUCUGGCCUUGCUGCGGGGUUCCUCAGUGCCGACUGGUUCGCCCCAUCAGUAUCUUCCCUCGGCGCGUUAUCCUUCAAGCUUCACGCCGACCUUGCCAACGCACACUCUGGACGCACAACAUGGGGUUACUCGCAGUCAACCGGUAUCUCUCUUUCGCAAGACAGCGAAUCAGCCAUUGGCGGUAGCGGCGAAGACUGGCUUGAAAAUGGGACGAGUAGAGCACAAUUAGCGAACCACAACAAGCCUUGGGAAGAGCAGGCUGCCGGUCCGGAAUGGCUUCGGCGUACACAAGAAGGCAUCAUGGAGGUUAUAAGUCGGGAUGGUACCACAGCACAGAUCGAUCCCCUAAGGUUCUGCCAAUGGUUGCUGGAAGAGGUUAAAGAAAGGGGAGUGCAGAUACAUCAGCCUGCGAAGGCGACAGCGAUCAUCAAAGACGCAGAGGACGUGCUGUGUGGCUUGAAGAUUUCCACGAGCGACGACGCUGAGUCGGAAACAGAGUUACCUUGUACGCGUCUCGUCAUAACAUCUGGCGCCUGGUCUCCUCGUGUAUUUAGCACCCUCUUCCCUUCAUCGAAAACACGCAUCCCCGUCUCCUCCUUAGCUGGCCACUCGCUGCUCGUCCGAAACCCACACCACAGACCCGAAGAGCUCGACAAGGAAGUCUGCCAUGCAGUCUUCGCAACAGAUACGCUCGGCUUCUCGCCAGAAUGGUUUGCGAGACUGGGUGGAGAACUGUACUUGGCAGGGCUCAAUAGCACAAGCAUACCACUGCCAGAUUUUGCGACGGAUGUCAAAGCUAGUGAGAAGGCCGUUGCGCAGUUGAGAAAAUGCGCGAAAGCUAUGAUGAUGAAUGUUCCUGGAAAGGGCAUGGAGGUGUUAAGGGAAGGCUUGUGCUUCCGUCCAGUCACAUCUAGCGGCCGACCCAUCGUAUCGCGAAUACCAGACGGUAAGCUUGGAGGCAUCAAGACGAAUUACCGAGAGAACGGAGGUGUCUACAUAGCGGCCGGCCACGGUGCUUGGGGUAUAUCACAUGCGCCUGGCACCGGGCUUGUGUUGUCUGAGAUGAUACAAGGACGGGAAACGAGCGCAAAGAUUGAGGCACUGCAGUUACCAUCCAAUUCAAAGUUACUACAAUAUCCACGAACCCUGCCGAGGAGUUUGCUAUGGGCAAGAGGUGUGAUGAUAGUAACAGACUUUACGCCAUUCGCUAUGAUCUCUUGGUUCCCGCUCUAUAUCCUGAAAAGCCCGAGUUACAUAAGAGAGGUCCAGCAUGGCGGUAAAGUUACUCGACUUACUAUCGUUGAUGAUCUUGUUGCCGUUACGAGUGAUCUGUCUGCCCAAGCCGAGAAUUGCAUCAAGUUCGAAACCGCAUAG